Messenger RNA from Merops nubicus (carmine bee-eater), 986 nucleotides. RefSeq names its product solute carrier family 40 (iron-regulated transporter), member 1 (gene SLC40A1). The record is from RefSeq and is a predicted model, not a curated record. Gene Ontology annotation, molecular function: iron ion transmembrane transporter activity; peptide hormone binding. Lineage: Eukaryota; Metazoa; Chordata; Aves; Coraciiformes; Meropidae. The annotation marks the transcript as partial. Gene Ontology annotation, biological process: iron ion transmembrane transport. The transcript has 2 exons. Gene Ontology annotation, cellular component: basolateral plasma membrane.
CGCGUCGCCGAGCCCUUCCUCACCUUCCGCGACGGGUGGGUGGCCUACUACAACCAGCCUGUCUUCCUGGCGGGCAUGGGCCUGGCCUUCCUCUACAUGACCGUCCUGGGCUUCGACUGCAUCACCACGGGCUACGCCUACACCCAGGGCCUGUGCCUCCUGAUGGGUGCCUCGGCAGUCACGGGCAUCCUGGGAACAGUGGCUUUCACUUGGCUGCGUCGCAAGUGCGGCCUGGUUCGCACGGGCCUCAUCUCUGGAAUUGCUCAACUGGCCUGUCUGGUCCUAUGUGCCAUCUCUGUGUUCAUGCCUGGAAGUCCUCUGGAUCUGACUGUCUCCCCAUUUGCUGACAUCAGUGCCAGGCUGUUUGAAAGUGAACCGUUACCUACUAUAGCAUCUCCAGAAUUUAAGUCUGAAACGGUUUUUGCAACUGGAAUGCCCAACUUGUUAAACGGGUCUACUACUCCUGCUAACAGCGACCCAGAGAUGAAUCCUGAGCCUGUGCCUUUAAUCUCUGUUAGUCUCCUGUUUGCAGGAGUCAUUGCUGCUAGAGUUGGCCUUUGGUCCUUUGAUUUGACUGUCACACAGUUGCUCCAAGAAAAUGUGGCAGAAUCUGAAAGAGGCAUCAUAAACGGUGUCCAAAACUCCAUGAAUUAUCUUCUUGAUUUGCUGCACUUCAUCAUGGUCAUCUUGGCCCCAAACCCUGAAGCCUUUGGCUUAUUGGUGCUUAUUUCUGUCUCUUUUGUUGCAAUGGGCCACAUAAUGUACUUCAGAUUUGCCCAAAAAAGCUUGGGAAAACAACUUUUUGUUUGUUGCACUCCUGAUCCCAAAGCAGUCUCUGACAGUUCACCACCUGGUAAUACAUCUACUGUCUGAAAGGAUCCACUUCUUACUAACUUGCUACACAAAUAUUAUGGUUAAACACAUUUACUGCUUUUUCUGACCCUAAGGUGUUUCUCUAGAGUUGAAAAGAUAACUUAGCUGUUUGA